Fonsecaea multimorphosa CBS 102226 is the source of this 2019-nucleotide messenger RNA. RefSeq lists its product as uncharacterized. Gene Ontology annotation, biological process: mRNA cis splicing, via spliceosome; maturation of 5S rRNA. The transcript has a single exon. Gene Ontology annotation, cellular component: U4/U6 x U5 tri-snRNP complex. Lineage: Eukaryota; Fungi; Ascomycota; Eurotiomycetes; Chaetothyriales; Herpotrichiellaceae. The record is from RefSeq and is a predicted model, not a curated record. Bases 1 to 2019 code for a protein of 672 amino acids.
AUGGCUGCCUCGGCGGAUAUUGAGCAGAUGAACAAGCUCAGAAAGACCCUGGGUCUCCCCUUGUUGAGCGUAAGUGGACAACCUCCACAGUCAUCUGAAGGACCAACAUUCAAAGAAUCCAAAAGAAAAGGCGAGGACGCCGAUGACAGCGACGAUCAAGAUGAUGAUGAUGAACCCGCGUCGACCCUAGAGACCCGCGAAGCCGCCGGGUACGACAACUGGAACCAGCUGCGGGAGGAAGAGAAGAAGCGCGCUCUCCGCGAACAACGGAAAAGGGAAAUCCAAAGACAACGGGAUGCCGAUGCCAGGAUCAAGAAGCUCGAGGGCAAAGGGCUGGGGGACGUCGACGAUGAGGCCGAUCUUGACACCAAGGCCUGGUUGAAGGGGCAGAAGAAACGGCAGUCCAAAAUCGAGCGGGAACGUGCCGAGCGAUUGGCACGCGAGCUGGCGGAGCGCGAACGAGAGGCCGCCGUCGAGUACACCUCCAAGGACCUUGCCGGGGUGCAGGUCGCGCACGAGCUCGGCGAUUUCGACGAUGCCACCGGAGAGCAGAUCUUGACGCUCAAGGAUACCGAGAUCGGCAAGGGAGACGACAGUGAGCAGGAAGAUGUGCUGGAGAAUGCAGAUAUCGUCGCCAGAGACAAGGUCAAGGAGAAAUUGAGUCUCAAGAAGCGGAAGGUCUACGAUGUCAAUGACGACUCUGAGAAGGGACUGUUGGCACAGUACGACGAGAAGAAGCGCAAGGCCUUCACCUUGGAUGGUCAGGGUGCUACUGUCGAAGAACGCGAGGCUAAACGUCAGCAAAUCGGCGAGAGACUCAAGAAUACUGUCAGCCUGGACGUUCUCAAGGCCGAGCCUGUCUCGGACUACUUGGAGAUCAAGAUCAAGAAGCCGAAGAAGGAAAAGAAGAAAUCCAAACGCCAGAAACUGGUGGAUGAAGAUGAUGAUAUCUUUCCCCCUCAAGACAGUGGCAACGGCGACGCCAUGGAGAUUGAUUCUAGAAGCUCGGCCCCCGCUCCGACGAGAUCUCGGACUGCCGAAGAUCAUUUCAACGAUGACGAAGAUCUUGCGAGUGCCCUGGCAAGAACCAGAGCCGCAGUCCUAAAGAAGCAGAAAAGAAAGCCCGAAGACAUCGUCAAGCUGUUGAAACAAGAAGAGGGCGACGAAGCCGAGGCGGAUGGAGAGGCCAAUGGCGGUCUUGUGCUGGACGACACCACCGUCUUUCUAGACAACCUAUCUUCGCGGCCAAAGGAUGAGCAGCCUGAACGGGGCGUGAAGAAGACCAUUGAGAAGGCCGAGUCAGACAGUCCUGCUCGGCAGAUGAAAGAUGAAGAUGAAGACCACGCGAUGGGCGAGGCUUAUAGUGGGAUUGAAAACGAAGAGGAGCUCCUCGACCGAAUCAAGCGCGAGCGCUCCACCGUGACGCCAGAAGUCCCGCACACGGGCCUUGAAGAGGAAAAGACCCUUGAUCAGGGAAUGGGAGCGGCUCUCAGUCUUCUCCGACAACGUGGCCUGCUCAAAGAGAGCGAUGCCGGCGACCGCAAUUCUCUCUACAAGGAUCGGCAAAAAUUCAUCAUCGAAGCGCGCUUGCGCGAGCAUGACAACGAACAGAGAGCUCGAAUGCAGCGCGAGAGAGACCGCCAAUCGGGCAAACUGACAGGCAUGUCUGUCAAAGAACGAGAAGAACAUGCACGCUGGCAAAACACCCAGCGAGAGCACCAAUCUUCCAUCCAGGCGGCCGCCACCUUCAACCGAGAGUACAAGCCCGACGUGCAGAUCAAGUAUGUGGACGACGACGGUAGGAUCAUGAAUCAGAAGGAGGCUUUCAAGCAUCUCAGCCAUCAAUUCCACGGCAAGGGCAGUGGGAAGUUGAAGACGGAGAAGCACCUCAAGAAGAUCGCUGAGGAGAGGAAGCGUGAAGCAACCAGCGUUCUGGACAGUAGCAAGGCCACAGGCAUGAGCAACGCACAGGGCACGAUGGGCAAGAAGAACAAGGAGGCUGGCGUAAGGCUGGCCUGA